GGAGCAGGAGGGCCAAGGGGGCAGCCAGCAUGCUGUGGGCUAUCAUUGUGUUUUUCCCUGGCAGACCUGCUUUGUUUGCCUUGGAAUGUGAAUCUCGAUCUUUGGGGGAGUCUGAUGAAAGCUGUGAUCUUGAUCAUCCCUUUCCCACCAAAGGGAAUCACUGGAGACCAGCAAGACCUGGCAAGAAGGAUGCAGUCAGGUUCCAGCCAGCCUGCUGAGGCCGAGACAAAGGCCCAGAGCAUGAGUCACCAAUCAGACACCCUCCAUCUGCCCUGUGGUCAGAUGAGGGGUCAGGGCCUCGGAAGCCAGGGCACCCGCACCCAGCCCAUGGAGAUGAUGCACUUGCAGCAGACCAUCGAGAAGCAUAUCAUGCAGUUGGCCACCAGGCACCAGCAGCAGGAUCUGGUGCUGGGGGACCAAAGGCAUCAUCAGGCCACCGGGGAGCAGGAAGCCCUCCUGGGCAACUUAAUGUCCCAGUUGGUCAAUCUCCUACAGUCUGGGGCCCCGGGUGGCCUGGGGCUCCAACCGUCUUACCCUCCCCUGGAUGUGAGGGGGGAUGUCGGAGGUGGGCAGGGGGCCCAAUCAGCUGGGCAGCCUGACCAGCCAGUUCACCAACUGAAGGAUCCCGAAGCGACAUUUGUCAGCCAGCACCUGUCUAACCGUGGGAUCGAAAUCUCUGCGUCAUACCAGGCCAGCUUCCAGGACUACGAGAUGUACCAAGGAGACAAAUACCAUGAGGACAAGAACCCCUUGGGCUUCGUUAACCUUGACAUCAGUGAGAAUAAGCUCUGCCUUGAUCUGAAGACUGAAAGGUUGAGUCAGAGUGAUAUGAACUUCAUUGAGGAUGUCCUGCUGCAGUAUCCUGAUUGGUCAGGGCAACCAUUCCUGCGGGAAGAGGUGGCCUGGUUCCUGACCUACUACUGCAAGGUACCUGCUCAGCUCGAUCCAGAAAAUAUGAUUGUUCUAAAUGGCUGCUCCUCUGUAUUCUCCACACUGGCCAUGGUUCUGUGUGAUCCAGGUGAGGCCUUGCUGACCCCCACCCCCUUCUAUGGCGGCUUCGUCUUUAGUUCCCACCUGUAUUCGAAAGUUGAGCUGAUUCUCAUCCACCUGGACAGUGAGAGCAGGGACGCGAACCCCCGCCCGUUGGAGCUCACUGUGGACAAGCUAGAGCAAGCUCUGCUUGAGGCGACGCUUACAGGGAAAAUGGUCAGAGGUCUCGUGCUAAUCAACCCUCAGAAUCCUCUGGGGGAUGUCUACUCCUGAGAUUCACUGAAAGAAUACUUGGAAUUUGCCAAGACGUACAACCUACAUGUGAUUAUAGAUGAGAUUUACAUGCUGUCUGUGUUUGAUGAAUCCAUCACAUUCCACAGCAUUCUGAGCAUGGAAAGUUUGCCUGACCCCAACAGGACCCAUGUGAUCUGGGGCACCAGUAAGGAUUACGGCAUCUCUGGCUUCCGCUUUGGUGUUCUUUACACGCACAACAAGGAGGUGGCCUCUGCCGUGAGCUCUUUUGGCUAUCUCCACAGUGUCUCUGGCAUCACCCAGUACAAACUGUGCCGGCUGCUUCGGGACUGAGAGUGAAUUGACGGAGUGUACCUGCCCACUUACCACUCCCAGCUGCAGAGAGCUCACAGAUAUAUCACUAAGAAGUUGAAGGCAUUGGAUCCUUUUCUCAACCGUGGCUCUGGCCUCUACGUCUGGAUCAACUUGAAAGUGUACCUGGAUCCGUGCACCUUUGAAGAAGAGCUGCUGCUCUGUCACCGCUUCCUGGAUAACAAGCUGAUCUUGUCCCGAGGCAAGACCUACAUGUGUAAGGAGGCUGGCUGGUUCCGCAUGGUCUUUGCGGAUAGGCCCCUCCAACUAAAACAAGCCAUAUAUUGGUUCUACCAGGUGCUGGAGGAGCAGAAGAGGGAUCUGAGAGUGAAGCAACUGGAGAGUGCACAGAGAGAGUGAGUGGUCUGCUUCCCACCCAGUGGCUGCAGCCAGUCACAUGCUCAGGGACUCCCUGACAUCAGCCUCUGGGCCAGAAGCCUGGGGUUUGGGCCUGGUGUUGUGACUGAACCAACAGUGGGCCCCUCUGGGAAUGGGCUCCUCUGACCCAGUCAUCAACCUUCUCCAGCUGAGCAUCUGUCGCUUUGGAAGCUUUGCAUCUUUUUAGUCUUUGCUAGCCAUGUAUGUGUACAUGAAAUGUUUUUAUGGGGGUUGGGGUGGGGGCUUGCUGGGUCCCGAUUUUAUGGUUUUAUUUUUGUAGUCCGCAUCUAAUAAAUUUCAUAUAUUUCAUAUAAAUUUCAUAUAACUUAAAUUCUAGGCUUAUUUUCUUUUUUACACUCUUUGUAUCACCUCUGGGAGAUUUUUUUGGGGGGGUGGGGGUUUCUUUUAAAUUCUAAGGCAAAUUGUAUGUGAAGAAUACUGUCCAGGGAAGGUGAAAAAGGAAGGAAAAAAGUGAUCCCUAAUUGACAAAGCACAUUCUAGAUGUCAGGAUCCUAUGGGACAUCGUAUCCCACAAGAUCACACCCACCUUGCUCAUGUGUGGCUGCAGUGCAGGAUAAGGGUGUAAUGCCAGAUGUUCCUUCUUCCAAACAGGAGUUCUUUGCGCUUUUUCAAAAGGCUUUUAUUAAUUAAAAAAAAUUUUUUUUUAAGUAUUUUGAGAGAGAGCGCGAGAGCGCACAAGCUCGGGGAGGGGCAGGGGAAGAGGGAGAAGCAGACUCCCCACCAAGCAGGGAGCAUGACAUGGGGCUCAAUCCCAAGACCCAAGAUCAUGACCUGAGCUGAAGGCAGAUGCUUAACCAACUGAGCCUCCCAGGCGCCCCUCAAAAGGCUUUUAAAAUGAAUCUCUAGUGAUAAACCUGAGGUCUUCCAUUUUCAUCUCUAGUGUUUGCAGCCAUUCAAAUCACAACACCUGGGAGUUUCUCUGUAAAGCUCUUGCAUAUCUGCACUUCAGUCGGAGGACUGAGGCUGUGACGUGGGCCUGGCACAGAUGACCACAUAUUAUAGAUGACGAAAGAGCUUUUAGCACCAACUGAUGGCUUUGGUCAGUCACUUGGCUUUGUGACCAUCCUCUCUCUUGGGUCCAGAUUUGGUGGUUCUUGUUCUUCAAUGACAAUCUUUUUCUUUUCUUUUUUAAUCAACAAAAGCAGUAUUCCAGCAAAUCCUGAGUCUUUAGGUUUUUUGUUUUGUUUUGUUUUAUACCAGACAGUGUUCGUUAGAAGUUGACUAAUAGGGUAACGGACACAGAGCGGGAAUUCGCUGGAUGAAUGAGGGAGCUCAUGGGACCAGAGAGAAGAUGCAGAUGUGAAAGAUGAGAGGCAGAGGUGCUCUUGGGAUCUCUGUAAUGGGGCCUAAUAGUCUCAUCAGGACACUGCCCUCGGUUGAAAGGGAUGGUGCCUUCCAUGGAAGGGAUAGACUCUUUUGUAUUCCAUUCCCGUCAAGAUUUGAAUGGUUGAGUGGAGAAAACUUAAUAUCUCCCUAUCCAUGAGCAUGGAAUCUCCUUCCAUUUAUUUAGGUCUUUAAUUUCACUCAGCAAGGUCUUUGUGGCUUUCAGAGAACACAAUUUCGUCCUACACACAUCUUGUUUAGUUUAUCCGUAUACUAUGCUUUUCAUGUUCUGCUAAAGGUAUUGUUAACUUCAUUUUCGAAUUUUUUUUGCUAGUGUGAAACAAUUGAUUUUUGUAUCUUGUAUCUAUCAAGAGCUUUGAAGGCUCUUGGCAGAAGGCAUGAGAAUUCUGGGUCAGAGAAUUACUACUCACAACAGUAGGAGGAAUCAGAGUAUCAGCUUUUGAUUCCCCAAGCCCUGAUUACUGCAGGGAAAAGUGAGGAGGACCCUCUGAUGACUGCACCUGCCGUGGGGUGUCCUGCAGAAGAGCAAACCCAAGCUUAAGGAACAAGAUUCUUUUAUGGUGAGCAGUAAGCUUGCCUGAACUCUGGCCCCCAAAGGAGACAUUAUCUUUAUUAUAUUGAGUAAUAAACCUACACUUUGCUCUGGAGAGACACACUAUUGCUAUCAUCCAAUGCUGUUCACUCUACACAUGUGUGUAUAUAUGUGUGUAUGUACGUGAGUGUGUAUCUCCUUGAAGACAGCCUAGAACAAAGGCAGUCAGUGCCCCUCCUUGUAAGACAGGCAGAAACAUGAGAGACCCAGGAAGAAUCCUCUCCUGACAGUAUCUUGUGAACUUGCUAAACUCAUUAUUAGCCCUAGUAGCAUGGUGGGGGGAGGGGAUUUCUUUGAAUUUUCAAUGUAUACAAUCAUGUUGAUUGUGAAUAAAGGUGAUUUUCCUUCUUCCUUUUUAAUAUUUCUAAUUUUUCUGUUCUAAUUGCAUUGCCUAGAACCUCCAGUACAAUGUUAAAUAAAAGUAGUGAGGGAGGACAUUCUUGUUCUCAAUCUUAGCAGGACUGAGGUCACUCUCGCCUUUUUUUUUUUUUUUUUUAAUGAGGGGGGUGGGGAGCCAGAGGGAGAGGGAAAGAGAGCAUCUUAAGCAGGCUCCAUGCCCAGUGAGUAGCUGAUCUCACAACCCUGAGAUCAUGACCUGAGCUGAAAUCAAGAGUCAGACGCCUAACCGACUGAGCCACCCAGGCACCCGACUCUUAAGUACAAUGUUACUGUAAGUAUUUUUCAUACUGCCCUUCACCAGAUAAGAGUUCCUUCAGUUCCUAGUUUGCUGAGAGUUUUUCCCAUGAAUAAGGGUUCAAUUUUUGUCAUAUGUUUUUAUUUAUACCUCUAGAGAAGAUAUAAUUGUUUUAAGUGUUAGUGUGGUAAAUUACACUGAAUCUUUUAUUAUUAUUAACAUAAUGUAUUAUUUGUUUCAGGGGUACAGGUCUGUGAUUCAUCAGUCUUACACAAUUCUCAGCGCUCACCAUAGCACAUACCCUCCCCAAUGUCCAUCACCCAGACACCCCAUCCCUCUCACCCCCACCACCCCAGCAACCCUGUUUGUUUCCUGAGAUUAAGAGUCUCUAAUGGUUUGUCUCCCUCUCUGGUUUCGUCUUGUUUCAUUUUUCCCUCCCUCCCCUAUGACCCUCUGUCUUGUUUCUCAAAUUCCUCAUAUCAGUGAGAUCAUAUGAUAUUUGUCUUUCUCUGAUUGACUUAUUUUGCUUAGCAUAAUACCCUCUAGUUCCACCGUCAUUGCAAAUGGCAAGAUUUCAUUUUUUGAUGGCUGCAUAAUAUUCCAUUGUAUAUAUAUACACCACAUCUUCUUUAACCAUUCAUCUGUUGAUGGACAUCUACGCUCUUUCCAUAGCUUGGCUAUUGUGGACAUUGCUGCUAUAAACAUUGGGAUGCAUGUGCCCCUUCGGAUCCCUACAUUUGUAUCUUUGGGACUUACAUUGAAUCUUUUAAAUGUUAAGCCAAUGUCCUAUUCCUGCAAUAAAGUGCACGGAGGAUGCAUCCUCCUCGUAUAUAUUGUUGGAUUUGGUUUGAUAUUAAGAAUUUUACAUUGGGCGGUGGGCUCCCCUCCACCAAAAGAAUUUUACAUCUGUUUUCAUAAGGAGUAUUGUGCUAUAAUUUUCUUUUUAGUAAUGCAUGGUUGGUUUUGGUAUCAGAGUAAUACUGACCUCAUAAAUGUUUUGGAAAUCUUUGUUCCUGAAUUUUCUGGAAGUUUGUGUCAAGUUAAUUUUUUUUUAAAUUUUCAAAUAUUUGGUAAAAUUCACCUGUAAAGCCAUCUGUACAGGAGUUUUCUUUACGGGAAGGUUUUUACUCAUAAAUUUAAUUUCUGUAACAGAUAUCAGGCGAUUCACAUUUUCUAUUUCUUGUGUCAGUUUUGGCAACUUGUGUCUUUCAAGAAAAUGUGUCCAUUUAAGUUCAAUUCCUGAGAAUGUUAAUGUUCCAGACUGACCCUGACCUUCAAGGCCCUAUCAAAUGCAUCCCUAUUUCCAAGACUCCACCCUCUCACCAGCUAGCCAGGACUUACCUUUCAGAACUCAGCCAUCAUUUCCUUAGUGUUUAUAGCAAUUAUAUGUGUGUAGGGCUUCCCAUGUGGGGCCAAUGCAUGUAUUGGGGUUGGGGGUGAAUCUCCCUGCUGCUUGCUUCCAUGGCACGGGUAAUCUCUUUAACAGUCCUCCCAUUUGGGGUGCGUGGAUGGCUCAGCCGGUUAAGCGUCUGCCUUCUUUUCUGGUCAUGAUCCCAGGAUCCAGCCCCGUAUCAGGCUCCCUGCUCAGGGGGAAGCCUGCCUCUCUCUCACACUCCCCUUGCUGUGUUCCCUCUCUCACUGUCAAAUAAAUAAAUAAAAUCUUAAAAAAAAAAAUUAGUCCUCCCAUUUGUAUGUCUGCCUUCCCAAUCAACCACAGGCCCACUGUUUGUUUUGCUUAUCACCCUAUCCCAGCACUUUGCAGAGAUCUGGCACAAGACAGGCAUUCAUUAAGAGUACUUAACCAGAAUUACAUAGAAUAUGACUUAAAUGGAGAGAACUGGCUUGUUUUACAGAACAUCACACAGAGGACCAACAAAGUCAUGAGAGCUGCUUAAGGUCACAAUGUUCCUGGCAAGGCCAAAGAGAAAAGAACUGGAGUGGUCAGAAGACCCCUAAGUCUUCCCCGCCAUACUUGUAUUGAAGGAUCCUGCUUAUUUCAUGGGGAAAGGAGACUUUUUCGACUCAAGGCUCUGCGCAGGCUGGGGCCUGGGUAGCCUAACUCACUGCCGAAGCCCCAGAACGUGUAGGGGUCUGUGGCAGAGUUCAACAAAUGUCCCAUGGAGCGAAAAGAGAAUUUCAAAUGCCAGUGGAAAAACUCUCCUAGGGGAAAGAUGUUUUAAGGAUGCCCUCGCUUUAACCAGAAAGGCUUCUCCGUGGGUGCAAGCAGGCAUAUGUUUGCCAAGUAACCUCCGGCACUCGAACUGCUUCAAACUCGGGAAACUGAGGCCGGGAGGCAGAGGGAGGCGCCCCCACGUGCCAGCCAGGAAGACCAGGGCCCGCAGGCCGACCCUUCGCCGCCGUGGUCUUCUCGGCUUCUGCUGCCGCC
Molecule: messenger RNA, 6948 nt
Organism: Mirounga angustirostris (Northern elephant seal)
Lineage: Eukaryota; Metazoa; Chordata; Mammalia; Carnivora; Phocidae
Product: probable inactive 1-aminocyclopropane-1-carboxylate synthase-like protein 2
Biological process (GO): biosynthetic process; amino acid metabolic process
Molecular function (GO): pyridoxal phosphate binding; transaminase activity
Source: RefSeq, a predicted model, not a curated record